Messenger RNA from Argentina anserina (silverweed cinquefoil), 990 nucleotides. RefSeq lists its product as uncharacterized. The record is from RefSeq and is a predicted model, not a curated record. Gene Ontology annotation, biological process: thylakoid membrane organization. Gene Ontology annotation, cellular component: chloroplast thylakoid membrane. NCBI's taxonomy places the organism in Eukaryota, Viridiplantae, Streptophyta, Magnoliopsida, Rosales, Rosaceae. The transcript is spliced from 3 exons. The coding region runs from base 70 to 672 and encodes 200 amino acids.
ACAGAGAGAAAAGAAAGAAAGAAAGAAAGAAAGAAAGAGACAGAGAGAGACUCUUGAGUUCUACUCAAAAUGAUUAGUGGGGUUCUAGCUUCAGCUUCAGUUUCCCCACAUUCUUCAUCUCUGGUGUGUAAACUCAAAACCAGCUGUUACAGCCAUGCUUCCACCUCUGUUGGUGUUCACAGGGUGAGGUCCUUGGAUCUGAAGCUCGAAAGGUUCGGGCUUUAUGGGGUUAAGGGGUCUAGGAGUUGCAGCAGAGUUCACUGCAGUACUGGACCUGGUGAGAGUGAUAGCAAGAGUGUUCUAGAUGCCUUUUUCUUGGGAAAAGCUCUAGCCGAGGCACUGAAUGAUCGAAUUGAGUCCAGUGUCGGCGAGUUUUUGAGUACAAUUGGUAGGCUGCAAGCUGAGCAACAAAAGCAAGUAGAGGAAUUUCAGGCAGACGUACUGGAAAGAGCUAAGAAAGCGAAAGAGAAAGCAGCUCAUGAGGCUGCAGAGGCACAAGGAAUUGUUUCAAAAUCAACUACAGAUGGUAUAACACCAGUCACCAUCACCAACGAGGUUUCUCCAAUAACCCCAACAACCACCACCAGUACUGGCGUCACCCCCGUAAUAACUGAGGAUGAACCAGGGCCAGCCGACCAGGAUACUGCUUCAGAGGUGCCAAUUGAUGAUUGACCAUCUGAUUGUUAGAAUAUCUUACGUUGAGCCAGGGCAGUUGGUUCAAAUGUGGUGUAGUUCACCACUUUAUCGUUUCAAAAGAUAAGCUAUUAGUCUUUUAAGGCAUAUGGGUAAUUGGGUAUGAAUAAAUAUGGCAUAAUUGCAUAAAUUGAGUCUCUUAUAAGAUACAUAGAUGAUACACUUUGCUUCCUUAGAACACCAUAAUACUUUGUUUUCACAUCGAACAAGACAAUAUUAGCUUGACAUUGGUCCAAAGGGCUUGUCUUCGGUCUGUCAAUCAACUUCUACUAUUUAUCAUCGAAGCUAUAGCCUAUA